AGAAGAUCCUUCUCCAGCGCUUCCAAGAAAACAAGCUGUUGUUAUCUAGUGGCGUAUCCUAUGCAUGUCAGGAGCCUGGAUGGUUCUGCCUCAUCUUUGCAGAAAACCAACCUCAACUAAAAGUGGGUGUUCCCUCUUCCUCAGAGUAAGUCCACAGCACCAACCUCCUGUUCAGGCUCAGCCUCCACCCAAGACAUGGAAAGUGGUUUUGGUGAUGGUCUGCAAAGAGAGUGCCUCAGAAAAGCAGAGCAGAAGCAGCCCAGACUCUAUGGAGUGGGUGACCCCACGGCCACGUUCUCCUCCGACAGCUCCUGCCUGUCUUCUAGAGGAAGAAUCAUCAAAUGGUUCUGGGACUCAGCUGAGGAGGGCUACAGGACCUACCACAUGGAUGAGUAUGAUGAGGACAAGAACCCCAGUGGCAUCAUUAACUUGGGCACCAGUGAGAACAAACUCUGCUUUGACCUUCUGUCCUGGCGGCUGACACAGAAUGACAUGCUUCAUGUGGAGCCAGCUCUGCUGCAGUACCCUGACUGGAGGGGACAUCUGUUCCUCCGAGAAGAAGUGGCAAGGUUCUUGUCUUUCUACUGUAAGAGCCCAGCACCUCUCAAACCAGAGAAUGUGGUUGUUCUGAAUGGCUGUGCCUCUCUCUUUUCUGCUCUGGCCACAGUGCUGUGUGAGGCAGGAGAGGCUCUCUUGAUCCCCACCCCUUACUACGGAGCCAUCACCCAGCAUGUCUAUCUCUAUGGCCACAUCCGACUGGCCUAUGUCUACCUGGACAGCGAGGUAACUGGACUGAACACACGCCCUUUCCAGCUCACCGUAGAGAAGCUAGAGACGGCCCUGCAGGGUGUUAAUUCUGAGGGUGUCAAGGUCAAAGGCCUCAUCCUCAUCAACCCCCAGAACCCUCUGGGUGACAUAUACUCUCCCGAAGAGCUGCAGGAAUUCCUGGGAUUUGCCAUGAGGCAUGAGCUGCAUGUGAUCAUGGAUGAGGUUUACAUGCUGUCGGUGUUUGAAGAGUCUCUUGGGUACCGCAGUGUCCUGAGCCUGGAAAGGCUGCCUGACCCCCAGAGGACACAUGUGAUGUGGGCCACCAGCAAGGACUUUGGGAUGUCUGGGCUUCGCUUUGGCGUACUGUACACAGAAAACCAGCAUGUGUCUACCGCCGUGGCCUCCCUCUGCCGCUAUCAUGGUCUCAGUGGUCUGCUCCAACACCAGAUGGCACAGCUGCUCCGGGACCAUGACUGGAUCAGCCAGGUGUACCUGCCAGAAAACCAUGCCCGGCUCAAGGCCGCCCACACCUAUGUCUCAGAGGAGCUCAGAUGCCUGGGGAUCCCCUUCGUGAGUCGUGGGGCAGGCUUCUUCAUCUGGGUUGACUUGAGAAAGUACCUGCGCAAAAGCACCUUUGAAGAGGAGGCGUCUCUUUGGCGCGAGUUUUUGGACAAUAAGGUUCUGCUGUCCUUUGGCAAGGCCUUUGAGUGCAAAGAACCCGGCUGGUUCCGCGUGGUCUUCUCAGACAAGGAGAACCGGCUGUGCCUGGGGAUGCAAAGGAUGCGGCAGGUGCUUGACAGGCAAUCUCAAAUGAUACAAGAUGCCUCACCCUGUCACACUCAGGAGCCACAGAGCCAGUCUGGAUGAGCAGGCCAUUGUCUCACAAGCAGCUGCUGUCCCUGUAACCGGGCCAUGUAAGGGCACAGAAGACUGAGUGUGGCUUUGGCCUUGAAGAACUGUUUCCUGCCUUCCCUGCUGGCAGUAUGCCUAUGUCCCUUCCAUUUAGACGGGAUCAUCCUGAUAUUCAUCCUGGGCUGUUGUUUCCCCUGUUCAACAGGAUUGGGACCAGCCAGGUGACUGUAUUGUGAAUAGUGUACAGUAAGGGGCAGUCAUGACUGCUUGUAAUCACAGCUCCCUCCUAGGACACAAGAAUAAACAAGUAACUGUUCAUUUUUG
This is a messenger RNA of Acomys russatus (golden spiny mouse), 1944 nucleotides long. It is a transcript of the gene Accs, whose product is annotated as 1-aminocyclopropane-1-carboxylate synthase homolog (inactive). Gene Ontology annotation, molecular function: pyridoxal phosphate binding; transaminase activity. The coding region runs from base 196 to 1635 and encodes 479 amino acids. Gene Ontology annotation, biological process: biosynthetic process; amino acid metabolic process. NCBI's taxonomy places the organism in Eukaryota, Metazoa, Chordata, Mammalia, Rodentia, Muridae. The transcript is spliced from 15 exons. The record is from RefSeq and is a predicted model, not a curated record.